Messenger RNA from Manis javanica (Malayan pangolin), 3749 nucleotides. Lineage: Eukaryota; Metazoa; Chordata; Mammalia; Pholidota; Manidae. The record is from RefSeq and is a predicted model, not a curated record.
GCGCAGCCUGCGGGUUGCCCCGGGCGAGGGUACGCGACGUGCCCUGCCGGCGAGCCGACGCUGCUGGGCCGGAGCGCCAGGGGCAGGGGACCAGCAAAGCCGGCGGGCGGGGAGGCGGCUUUGCCAGGGCCCGGCGCCAGCGCCGCAGCUGUUCUCCCAGACCCUGUUUUCAAUCCUUUUGGACAUAUACCCAGAAGUGGAAUUGCUGAAUCAUAUGAUAAAAAAAAAAAAAAGAUACUUGAAUAACUACAAAUGCAGAAACAUUUUAACACUCCAGGGUGACGAAUCUGUACCAGCAUGUCUGCCUACAGGAAUAAUGGGUAUGAGGAAGACCCAGAUUACCCUGACUAUUCAGGGUCUCAGAACCGUACAUGGGGCUAUUUGAGAACUCAGAAUUACCCAGAUUCUUCAGGUCCUUGGAGCAACUCAGACUACCAGCGCACCAGGAGCACCCCAUUCUCCGCAGAUUCUAGAACAAAUCCAGACUAUCCUGCAUCUCUAGAAGAACCAGAUUAUCCUGGAUCCCAGAGUCAUCCAGACUACCCUGGCACCAGGAGCAAUCCAUACUCUGCAGGCUCCAGAAGUUCAGGCUAUCCCAAAUCUCUGCCAGAGCCAGAUUAUGCUGGGUCUUGGAGCUAUCCAUACCAUCAAGGCUCAGCUAGACAGCCAGAGUACUCUGAAUCUCAACAAAAUUUUGACUUUGCUCAUUCCAGAAGCAGUGGAAACAAUGCAGGCUCCAGAGCAAAUCCAGAUUAUCCUGGCUCCUUGGGAGAACCAGACUACCCUGGAGCUCAAGGGAAUUCUCACCAUCCUGGCCCCAGAGCCAGUUCCAACCAUCCAGGCUCCAGAAGGAAUCCAGAAUAUACUGGUUCCAGAAUCAAUCCAUACAUAGAUACUCUGGGAGAGCCUGAUUAUCCAGGUACUAAGAAUCAGUCUGACUCCCCAAACUUUUUUGGAGAACCAGACUAUCCAGGUGCUGAGGACUAUGAGAACUCUCCAAACUUUGGGAGGAAGCCUGAUUACCCAGAUGCCGAAGAUGGUCGUGAUUAUGGCCCUCCUGAGACCUCGGAAAUGACCAAGGAGGUGCUUAGUAGAACAUCUUCAGUCCAGCACUCAUUCCAGUAUGGGGAUGAUGACCCUUUGGGCAUCCUUAGGGGAGAGAAUGAAGAUCACCGUGAAAGCAUUGAAAUGAAAUCCAUGGAGAUGGCGAAUCCAUAUGGCUACUCUGUGUCAGGUGCUCCUGGCAAUGGCUAUGUGAACCCUGCUUUUGUGGGUGAGAGUAGCCCCAGCCCAGCUUAUAGAAACCCACCAUUGUCUGGAUGUGAUUGGCACAAGUCACCCCAAGGACAAAAGUUAAUUGCAUCUUUGAUCCCCAUGACAUCUAGAGACAGAAUUAAAGCCAUCAGGAAUCAGCCAAGGACCAUGGAAGAGAAAAGGAAUCUUAGGAAAAUAGUUGACAAAGAGAAAAGGAAGCAGUCCUAUCACAUCCUUGAGCUCUGCUGCUGUGCUCAGUGUCUGAACUCCAUUUCCCUGGCAUACCGGCGAUCUAAAAACAGCCUGUUGGAACUGCUCGGUUCUAUUAGCUUUUGGCAGAAGACGCUUAAGGUCAUCAGAGGCAAGUUCGGAACCAGCGUCCUCUCCUAUUUCAACUUUCUGAGGUGGCUUUUGCAGUUCAACAUUUUCUCCUUCAUUGUGACCUUCAGCUUCAUUAUAAUCCCUCAGUUUACUGUGGCCGAAGAGAACACCCUCCAGUUCACUGGAUUGGAAUUUUUCACUGGGGCAGGUUACUUUAGGGACACAGUGAUGUACUAUGGCUUUUACACCAAUUCCACGAUCCGGCAUGGGAACAGUGGGGCAUCCUACAACAUGCAGCUGGCCUACCUCUUCACCAUCGGAGCCUGUUUGAUCAUCUGCUUUUUCAGUUUGCUAUUCAGCAUGGCCAGAUAUUUCCGGGACAACUUCAUUAACCCCCACAUUUACUCCAGAGGGACUGCUAAACUUAUUUUUUGCUGGGACUUCACUGUCACUCAUGAAAGAGCUGUAAAGCUGAAACAGAAGAAUCUUAGUACCGAGAUAAGGGAGAACCUGUCAGAAAUCUGUCAGGAGAAUGUCAAGUUAAUGCUCAAUCAGCGGCUGACUCGCGUGUCUGCCCACCUGGCAGCCUGGAUCAUCUCUACCGGAGUGGCUGCUGCCUGCUGCGUAGCUGUUUAUUACCUGGCUGAGAACAACUCAGAGUUCCUGAAGAGCCACAGGAACCCUGGGGCGGUGCUGUUACUGCCUUUUGUUGUGUCCUGCAUCAACCUGGCUGUGCCACGCUUGUACUCCAUGCUCAGGCUGGUGGAGCGGUAUGAGAUGCCACGGCACGAAGUCUACAUCCUCCUCAUCCGAAACAUCUUUCUGAAAAUAUCCAUCAUUGGAAUUCUUUGUUACUAUUGGCUCAACAUUGUGGCCCUGGCUGGUGAAGAGUGUUGGGAAACCUUCAUUGGCCAGGAAAUCUACCGGCUCCUUCUGAUGGAUUUCGUGUUCUCUUUAGCUGAUUCCUUCCUGGGGGAGUUCCUGAGGAGCAUCAUUGGGAUGAGGUUUGUUAUGAGCUGUGGCCUACGGGAGUUUGACAUUGCCAGGAACGUCCUAGAGCUGAUUUAUGCACAAACUCUGGUGUGGAUUGGAACCUUCUUCUGCCCUCUGCUGCCCUUUAUCCAAAUGAUUACUCUUUUCAUCAUGUUUUACGUCAAAAAUAUCAGCCUCAUGAUGAAUUUCCAGCCUCCGAGCAAAGCCUGGCGGGCCUCACAGAUGAUGACUUUCUUCAUCUUCUUGCUCUUUUUCCCAUCCUUCACCGGGGUCCUGUGUACUCUGGCCAUCACCAUCUGGAGAUUGAAACCUUCAGCGAACUGUGGCCCAUUUCGAGGUCUGCCCUUCUUCAUUCACUCCAUCUACAGCUGGAUUGACACCCUGAGCAAAAGGCCCAGCUACCUGUGGGUUGUUUGGAUCUACCAGAACCUCAUUGGAAGUGUGCACUUUUUUUUCAUCCUUACCCUCAUUGUGUUAAUCAUCACCUAUCUUUACUGGCAGAUCACAGAGGGAAGGAAGAUCAUGAUCAGACUGCUCCACGAACAGAUUAUUAAUGAGGGCAAAGAUAAAAUGUUCCUGAUAGAAAAACUGACCAAGUUGCAGGAUAUGGAGAAGAGAGCAAACGCCAGCUCACGCACACCAGAAAGGAGAGGCGUGGAGCAACCAGACCCUUUGCAUGUCAGGGAACAUGAUGCUGCUACUCAUGACCUGCGAUUUAGGCGGUCAGUUCAAGAAGGCAAUCCAAACGCCUGAUGAUGACUGUGGUAGCCAGACACCAAUCCAGUAAGGAUGGAAAGGAAAGACAGAACAGCUUCCAUGACCCUGGAGCCUUCUGGACCUUCCCAGAAGGGGAAUUCCAGCCCUUAGCCAGGAGUGGGAACAGACCAUGGUGUAAACACAGAAGUAAAAUUGACCAUGCCUUGUUGGUUUUUUAUACCAGAUUGCUGACUUUUCAAGAUACAAAAUUUGGGAUUUUCUAAUUAAGACUGUUGCAGUAUUUAACCUAGUUCACAAAAACCUGGAAAGAAAUUACCUGGGAAUAAUGUAUUCAACCUUCAAGAGAUGUGCAUAUGAAUUAUUGGUCCUUAGCAAUCUCUCCUUCCAGAUCUUCCAGACUUGGCAAAGGUUUGGAAACUGGUGCUAAGACAAGUGGUCCAGCCCGAAUAAAAAUGUGAUCCUUA